AUGGAGACAAUCGACGAUGACUCCAGUGUGGAGUCCCAGACAUGGAUCCAAUGGUUCUGUGACCGAGAGGGCCAUGAAUUCUUCUGAGAGAUCGAUGAAGAGUACAUCCGUGACCAGUUCAAUCUCUAUGGGCUUAAGCCAAAGUUCACUAGAUAUCAAGAAGCAAUUAGGAUGAUCCUAAGAGAAGAUCCCCCUGAGGAAGAAGAGUUCAAUCAAGAAGAAUUCCUUGAAGUCUACCAACAAGCUGUUGACUUGUACGGGCUAAUCCAUGCUAGAUUCAUCCUCACUCUGAGGGGAGCAAGUCUGAUGAGGGAGAAAUAUACAUUAGGAGAGUUUGGUAUCUGUCCAAGGAUUUUAUGAGAAAGACAAUACGUACUCCCAAUAGCAAAAAUUGAAGAGCUAAACGUAUCCAGAGUGAAAGUUUAUUGCCCAAGAUGCCAAGACUGAUAUUGGCCAAGAGGAUCUUCAUGAGAUUUAGAUGGGACUUAUUUUGGAGUCUCCUUCCCUCAAUCUUUUAUUCAAUUCUUCCCUGAUAUGUUCAAAGAUUUUCCAGCUUGCAAAGAAUUUUCAACCAAACUUUAUGGAUUCAGUGUUUUUGGCAAAAAAAAGGAUCUAAAUAUGAAUAUAAGCAUAAUAAAAAGGAGAGAUUACUAACAAAGAUGAGAUAGAUAAGGUACGUGAUAAAAUUAUCUGAGAAGAAGACCUUGAACUUGAUUCAUUAAAAAAUCCAGUCAACAUAAUAUCAAAAACUCAAACCUCUCUUCUCCAAUCUAUCAACCCUUCCAACAAUCCAGAAGACAGCACCCCAGUAAGCAUUACCUAAUUCCUAAAAUCCCACCC
This is a messenger RNA of Moneuplotes crassus, 840 nucleotides long. The record is from the annotation of a GenBank genome assembly. NCBI's taxonomy places the organism in Eukaryota, Ciliophora, Spirotrichea, Euplotida, Euplotidae.